Ilex paraguariensis (yerba mate) is the source of this 174-nucleotide messenger RNA. NCBI's taxonomy places the organism in Eukaryota, Viridiplantae, Streptophyta, Magnoliopsida, Aquifoliales, Aquifoliaceae. The record is from the annotation of a GenBank genome assembly.
AUGACAUUGUCGCGGACCGAUAGCGCUUACCAGGGUGCCACGAUUUGUGGGCUUAAAGAACUUAGCGCUGUGACAAGUGAUAUUAGGGGCCGAAGGUUAGGCCAAGCCAUGGCUAGUGGGAAAAACUCGCAGGCUAGUGCUGUUGAAGAGGCUCGAUCGGGAGCGGACUCGUGA